Frieseomelitta varia is the source of this 1415-nucleotide messenger RNA. RefSeq names its product 1,5-anhydro-D-fructose reductase-like. Gene Ontology annotation, cellular component: cytosol. The coding region runs from base 164 to 1096 and encodes 310 amino acids. The record is from RefSeq and is a predicted model, not a curated record. The transcript has 8 exons. Lineage: Eukaryota; Metazoa; Arthropoda; Insecta; Hymenoptera; Apidae. Gene Ontology annotation, molecular function: aldose reductase (NADPH) activity.
GCUACAUAUAGAUAUCUAAUCUUAGCUACAUAUGUACACAUCGUCACUAUCAUUAUAUAAUGAUUGACUAUGAGGAAUACAGUAUGACUAGAAGAGACAACCUCUACUACGAAUUUAUCAGCACUAUAUCUGUUCUUCCAACGAUUAAGAUUUAAAAUCAACCAUGGCUGAAAUACCUUCUUUUACAUUUUCCAAUGGGUAUAAAAUGCCAACUUUUGGUCUUGGUACCUAUCAGUCCCGUCCUGGAGAAGUAGAAGCAGCUGUAAUGGAGGCAAUAAACUUAGGAUACCGCCACAUAGACACUGCGUUCUUUUAUCAAAAUGAGAAAGAGAUUGGUCAAGCAGUUCAAACAAAAAUCAAGGAUGGAACUGUGAAAAGAGAGGAUCUCUUCAUUACAACAAAGCUUUGGAAUAACUUUCACAAAGAGUCGAGUGUAGUCCCAGCAUGUAAAAAGUCUUUAGAAAAUCUUGGAUUAAGUUAUGUGGAUCUUUAUUUAGUACACUGGCCAUUUGCCUUCCAGGAAGGAGGUGAUUUAUCACCCAGAAAUGACAAUGGAGAUCUUUUGAUGUCGGAUACUGACUAUCUUGAAACCUGGAAAGGAAUGGAAGAAUGCGCGCGAUUAGGAUUAACUCGCAGUAUUGGAAUUAGCAAUUUUAAUCAAGAGCAAAUCACUCGUCUACUUAGUGUAGCUGAAAUAAAACCUGUAAAUAACCAGGUCGAAGUCAACGUAAAUGUGAAUCAAAAACCAUUAAUAGAAUUUUGCAAAAAACACAAUAUUACGAUAACUGGGUAUUCACCGCUGGGACAACCAGGAAAUAAAGCGGGCAUACCAACUGGCUUGGACAAUCCAGUAGUAAUAGAGCUUUCGAAAAAAUACAAUAAAACACCAGCACAAAUUAUUCUAAGAUACAUAUUACAACAAGGAGUCGCUAUCAUUCCAAAAACAGUAACACCGAGCCGAUUAAAAGAAAAUAUGAAUAUAUUUGACUUUUCUCUAACAAACGAGGAAAUGGUGUCCAUAGAUAAAAUUGGUACAGGUCAACGUGUUGCGCGUUUUGGCGACGCGAGAGGACACAAGUAUUACCCGUUUGACUAAUAUAAGUUUCAUUGCAAAGACGUAAAAUGGCAGGAAACAACUCAUCAAAUUCAGUAUAAAUUAAUAGCAAGGUAUAUCCCCUUUGAACUUACAUAAUCCCACGGUGUAAUUUGGCACUCGGUUGACCCUUAUCUAGUCAAUUAGAUUUAUUGAAUGCCAUGGAAAAUUUCGAUGCUCCAUACCAUCUGACAUCAUACGCCGUAACAAAGGGGGCACCACCACGAACAAGGCUAAUUACUAUAUUCCACCAAUGUUAACUUUAAUUAAAGAACAGCAUAGUAUAUAUUGAGUAUAAAUAAAAUCGCAUUAGAAAAAGAAA